Heterostelium album PN500 is the source of this 873-nucleotide messenger RNA. RefSeq names its product protein serine/threonine kinase. The transcript has 2 exons. The record is from RefSeq and is a predicted model, not a curated record. Lineage: Eukaryota; Evosea; Eumycetozoa; Acytosteliales; Acytosteliaceae. Bases 1 to 873 code for a protein of 290 amino acids.
AUGACAAGAGGAUUCCAAGCAGGAGGAACACCUAAUCCUUUAUUGGUUCGAAAGGAAGUCAAACAUGAUGGACCAAGUAUCAGAGAUUAUAUGGCAAGACCGAGAUUAACAUUGGAGGAAUUCAAGAAAACUGUUGCCGGUGAUGACAAGAAGAUCUCUUUUGAUAAAUGGGAAGAGUUAUCAUCAAAAGAAUAUAGAGAUGAAUUAGAAAGAAAUAGAGAGAAAAUAAAAAGAAAAAAAGAUAAAGAAAAAAAAAGAAAAGAGAAAAAGAAUAAGAAAAAAUAUGAGAGUAGUAGUGAUAGUAGUAGUGACGAUGAUAGCAGUAGCAGUAGUAGUGAUGACUAUGAAAGAAGAAGAAAAAGAAAGAAGAGAAAAUCAAAGAAAUCUAAAUCGAAAUCUGGUGGUUCUGGUGGAACUUCAACUGGAGGUCCUGUAAGACUAUCAGAGUUUAUGAAGGAUACAUCCGAUGAAGAUAGUCAGACUGAUUCAAGUAGUGACAGUAGUAGCGAUGAUGAUGAUGAAAGAUCACAUAAAAGACAAAGAAGUAGUCGUUCAAGAUCGUCUAGAGACACCGAUAGACGAAGAAGUAGAAGUAGAAGCAGGGAUAGAGAUAGGGAUAGUAGAAAGAAAAAUUAUAAAAGUAGAAGUAGAAGUAGGAGUAGAAGCAGAAGCAGAAGCAGAAGCAGAGAUAGAGAUAGAAGUAAAGAUAGAAGUAGUAGGGACAGAUACAGAGAUAGGGAUAGAAAGAAAGAUGGUAAAAGAAGUAGUAGUAGAAGUAGAAGUAGAAGUAGAAGCAGAGACGGUAGCAAAAAUAGAAACAUAAAUAUGGAAAAAGACAAAAAAACAAGUAGAAGUAGAAGUAGAAGUCGUUAA